Papilio polytes (common Mormon) is the source of this 1289-nucleotide messenger RNA. RefSeq names its product alpha-(1,3)-fucosyltransferase C-like. Gene Ontology annotation, molecular function: alpha-(1->3)-fucosyltransferase activity. The transcript is spliced from 2 exons. Lineage: Eukaryota; Metazoa; Arthropoda; Insecta; Lepidoptera; Papilionidae. The record is from RefSeq and is a predicted model, not a curated record. Bases 7 to 1236 code for a protein of 409 amino acids. Gene Ontology annotation, cellular component: membrane.
ACGACAAUGUUCUUUUUCAAAAGACUGUUUAUACCAACAAAGCUAACAAAAUUAUGUUACGCACUAAUGAUCUCUGUAUUAAUAGUUGUGAUAUUCUGUCGUUUACAUUUCAAACAUAAAACGAAAAAAUUGGACGUGAACAGCGAAUUAUUUCAAGAAGAUGAAAACCAACCGACUAAUUUUAUACCUUACGACGGAAACUUGAGAUAUAUCGUCCGUUGGGUAAAUCCUACUAACAAAAUGAUAGAGUUCGUGGAGGGUUCACGACUGUUUGUAAUGAAGAGCUGCGUCUGGUCGAACUGUUACAUCACCGACAACAGCAAUAUCCUGAACUCAUUCUCCGGAUUUAGCGUCGUCUUAUUCGACAGUCCGGACAUGAAUUAUUUUGAAAAUUCAAAACAUUUACCCAAAGAACGAUACCAACACCAAAAAUUCGUGUUCGUGAGCGGCGACGCUUCCUCCAGUCUACCUGUCUGCAACGAUAUGUGGAAUAACUAUUUCAACUGGACAUGGACGUACAAACUAGACUCGGAUGUAAUCUGGAGAUACCUCGUCAUCAGAGAUGUGAAGGGGAAAAUUAUCGGACCUCAAAAGGAUAUGAAUUGGAUAAAACCUGAAAAUAUGUUGCCCGUAGAUAGUGCCUUUAUAAUGAAGUUGAGAUCAAAAACGAAAAUCGCUGCUUGGUUUGCGUCCAAUUGCAAAACGGACAGUCAAAGAGAGAACUUCGUUAAGGAGUUGGAAGUUUACUUAGCGGAAUAUAAUUUAGAAGUAGACAUUUAUGGAGAUUGUGGUAAACUAAAUUGUCCAAGAAUUAUAAUGGGGAGGUGUCUUGAGAUGUUGGAGAAAGAUUAUUUCUUUUACUUAGCGUUCGAGAGUGCCUUGAGCGAAGACUAUGUGACAGACAUACUGCUACACGGGCUGAAGCACGACGCUGUACCAGUCGUCUUCGGCGGAGCCAACUACACGAGAUUCUUACCAGCCAAUGCGUAUUUGAAUGCGCAAGAGUACGGGCCCGAGGGUCUGGCGCGAAGGAUGUUCGAGUUGAUGCACAGCCCCUCGCAGUACCAGAAGUUCUUCAGGUGGAGGAACCACUACUCCUAUCACGCACACGACGAGUCCCCGGACUCCGACAACUUCUGCAACCUUUGCGCCGCCGCCAACAAAUAUCGAUUUGACAAUGACAUGCGCAAAACGAACUUCAAAAGUUGGUGGAACGAGAAAGAUAAAUGUAAAUAAUUCUCGAUUACUUACUAACUACAUAUCUAUACUUAAUUAAAUAAAGCGUUAAA